Messenger RNA from Talaromyces proteolyticus, 1841 nucleotides. Its product is annotated as C-3 sterol dehydrogenase/C-4 decarboxylase family protein. NCBI's taxonomy places the organism in Eukaryota, Fungi, Ascomycota, Eurotiomycetes, Eurotiales, Trichocomaceae. The coding region runs from base 345 to 1469 and encodes 374 amino acids. Gene Ontology annotation, biological process: steroid biosynthetic process. Gene Ontology annotation, molecular function: 3-beta-hydroxy-Delta5-steroid dehydrogenase (NAD+) activity. The transcript has a single exon. The record is from RefSeq and is a predicted model, not a curated record.
CACCAGUAAUUAACAGUCGUUUUUCAAACCCAAAAGCGAAUUCUCCAAUCAUCAAUCACCACUUGAACAUUGAACUCAUCAACUUACUCAAGAUUUCAUCAGGCUAAGACCCGGUAAAAUAUGGAAAACAAUGUUUUCAGAGCAACUCAAUCUUGUCGUCAUGUCGAGGUUGAGAUACAGGUCACCAUUGGCAAUGAAUUCCGGAGAGAGAUCGAAAUCAAGAACCAACAGGCCGACUCGGCCGCCGUUGGCUAGGUUGUUAGGAGCUAUGGAUAAAGACGGACUUCCCCUGCCUUCUUGUGUUGCUUCCCCUUCUCACUUGCCGUGAACGGUCAUCUUUUAUCAUGCCGAACCUCCCGCCUCGUUCUAGGCUGGGCCCUGUCCUCUUGACUGGGGGCAACGGCUUUGUAGCCUACCAUAUUAUCGCAAAAAUCCUUGCUGAGGAGCCCGACUGCAGCAUCCACUCCCUGGACGUGAAUAUUAACCGUAACCGCCAUCCCAAUGCGAAUGUCCACUACCACCGCGCCGAUCUCGCCUCUGCGGCGGACGUGGAGCGGGUGAUGCAGAUUGCACGUCCCGUCACCAUCUUCCACACUGCGUCGCCGGAAUUCUCCAACGCACCAGUGUCCGCUUACCAUCAUAUCAUCGUUGAUGGCACCCAGCACCUCCUCAAUGCCGCUGUCAAAGUUGGCACCGUGCGAGCCUUAGUCAAUACAUCAACCCCUGGAGUCAUCAACGAUAAUCACUCAGAUCUGAUCGACGCCACGGAGGAGAUGCCAAUCUUACGGCCCCCGCAGCAGCAGCGGAUUUACUGUCUUGCCAAGGCUGAUGCUGAGGAGGCCAUCCAAGCUGCCAAUCGUAACAGCGGUCACGACGACCAGGGCGUGCUGACCUGCUCGAUACGCCCUGGCCUUGUAUUCGGCGAGCACGAUGUUGGCGCCUUGGGCAAGAUGGUCGCGGUCGCCCGUCAAGGCCGGUCACGGUUCCAGAUGGGCAAUGGGCAGAACCCAUACGACUUCGUAUAUGUCGGCAAUCUUGCAGAUGCGCACUUGCUGGCUGCCCACGCCCUGCUCGACGCCUGGGGCCAGCCUCGUCCCACGGACCCGACCGUCCGUGUGGACGGCGAAUGCUUCAACGUCAGCAAUGAUGACCCCUGGUUCUUCUGGGACUUCCAACGCGCAGUUGCCUCUGAGACGGGCAAUCCCGUGCGCCCCGAGGAUAUCGUGGUCAUUCCAAAGUGGCUGGGACUGACAAUGGGGUUUGUGAGUGAGUGGGUGGUGUGGGCGAUAUCGGGUGGCACUCGGACUCCUAGUAUGACUCGUGAGGGCAUUCGCUUUAGUACCCUCAUCCGCACGCUCAAUAUCAACAAGGCCAAACGGGUGCUCGGGUAUCGUCCGAAGGUGAGCAUGCAGGAAGGCAUCCAGCGCAGUGUGCGUUGGUUCAUGGAACAGCCCCAGGAAAGUACAUAGGAGAAUGUUCGAUCUGCUCUCUAUCGAGCUCUGCAUUAUCUGCCCUCAGUCCCCCCCCACACAGGAGGCUGAAAGUGGGAGACUGCAAGGCCAUAUUUCGUGAAACUCUUUGAUAUUAUUUACAAUUUGGGCGAUAUGGGAUGAGUUAAUUUCUAUGAAACCUGCUUGGUUAAAUCUCUUCUGCCAUGCAGUUUCUCAUGUUAAUCUUGUUUCCUAUAGAAUCCUAGCAUCUUCGGAGCUACGAAAGAAUGAAAGAUAUUAGCUUUAUAACUGUAAGCUGGCUGAGUGGGCCAUUCAGAUUACUUUAAGGGUUGGACUUUGUAAAUAGACCAAAAAGAUCUCAAUUCAACUACCGUGAUUGAGUCCAAGAAC